Leptopilina heterotoma is the source of this 4920-nucleotide messenger RNA. RefSeq lists its product as uncharacterized. Bases 312 to 4742 code for a protein of 1476 amino acids. Gene Ontology annotation, molecular function: zinc ion binding; poly(A) RNA polymerase activity; nucleic acid binding. NCBI's taxonomy places the organism in Eukaryota, Metazoa, Arthropoda, Insecta, Hymenoptera, Figitidae. Gene Ontology annotation, biological process: mRNA 3'-end processing; mitochondrial mRNA polyadenylation. The transcript has 5 exons. The record is from RefSeq and is a predicted model, not a curated record.
GGCAUUUAAAAAUGGCGACGCAGUUUUAUUUGUUGUAAUGUUCUUUCAAGGAACAAUAAAAAGUAUCUUUUCCCUUAUCGCGAAUCAUGGGUGAAGUUUUUCCAUUAAAAAAAUAAAUGUACAAAGUACUAUGUUACAUUAUUUCUAAAAAGAAAAGUUAGAAAUUCUCCAGAACUCGAAGAACGCGAACUAUUCAUUUUUUGUUAAAUUUUGAAGGUUAGAAAUAAGACAGAUCGUCUCAAAAUAUAAUUUGACGAGUAAAAUACGACACAUAUCUAUAUUUAAAUGCAAAUAGAUAAAAGGAUUCAAAAAUGAGUAGCCCUCGUGUAAGAGAACUCGAGAAAAAAGGAAUUGUUUUCAAAAUCGUUGUCUCAAAAGAAGACAUAACAUCACGAGUUUUAUUGCCCUACGAAUGCUUCGUUUGUGGAUGUAAACUUCGCUCAGAAUCAAAUGCCAUAGCACAUUCAAAAAAUCCACAUCACAUACAGCAAUUUAAUCGUUUUCAGCAAUUUUUCAAUAUUAUUCCACCAGCAAGCUUCAAUGGUAGAGUGUCACUUUUAUGCAAAUUUUGCGACAAUCAACCAUCGUGGGAAGAUUCUAAAGAACACACUCAAAAGCACAAUAUUACCUCGUGGCUGAAACCCGACAAUUUAUCGCAUACUUUCUUUCGACACUACAUUUCUCAACACAAGAAUGUCUACAAAUGCAAUUUAUGCCAAUUUCUCUAUGGCAGUUGGUUUCAUGCCAUCGAUCAUACAAAAGACACACGACACAUGCAAAGUUGGAAUCAAACAUCAUCAGCGUCGGCGAAAUAUUCCCUCUAUGAAAAUACCGAUCCUCAAUUUAAUCUCUUAAUCUCGAAUCGAAUUUUCAUUGGUGAUUCGAGUUUGUAUCAUUGUCAUGUUUGCAAUUUAUCUUUUAGUCACAUUGAAAGUGUGAACACUCACAUUGAGAGUAUUGAGCACGAAAAUCUUAUUCAGAGAUAUACGGACGAUAUUUUUGAAUUCAAGACCAAAAUUCCGAAGAAGAUGGAAUGGAUUAUAGACUCUAGUUUUUUUAUCGUAAUGAAGGACAAGAUCUAUUGUAAGAUCUGCGAUGUCUACUUUACUGAAAUCAGUGAAAUAGAACCUCAUGUGGAAACACAUAAAGCGGAUCGAGAAACCGCAGCGAAUAACGACAACGAAAAAAAGGAUUCACAAGAAAAACCAAAUGCUUCAGUGACAGUAUUCAGCAAUCCAAAAACCGUUCCCAUAGGCGAGUGUAAAUUACAAAUUCCCCCGCAUCUCCACUGGGUUGUUCAAGGGCACAAAGUUCUCGUGACUCCCACAAGCUUAUUUUGCACAAUUUGCCAAAAAAUCCUCACCAACAACAGCGCUAUCGAAACUCACCUCAACAAACACCUUCAGGUACAGUGGCAAAAGUCAAACCUCCCAGCAGGUUAUCCAACAGGUCCUCCAGCUUCUGAUCUAUCCUCCAAAGAUCAACCUUCCUCUUCUUCGAGAUCAACAGGAAAAACAAGAUGGAACGAUGCCCCAAAUAGAAAAAUCCAAACAAUCGAUCUCACAGAAGACGAACCACCUUUCAAAGGCUGCAAACUAAAAGUUCCCGAUCAUCUCCGCUGGGUUGUUAUCGAUCACAAAAUUGCCGUCAACGAAACAUUCCUCUUCUGUCCCAUCUGCAAAAAAUCACUCAACGACAAUGCCUCCGUCGAAAGUCAUCUUUUGCAACACAUCAAUUUGUCCUGGCAAAAGCAGAAUUUACCCGCAGGUUAUCCAAGAGGUCCCACCUACGUUCCUAGGGCGGAGAAAAAUAAAUCCUUCCAAUUAUCAAUUCCAAAUGUUGCCGGAAAGAGAAACGCGACAAAUUCCCUCGUCACCGAACAGACGAAAAUACAAAAAAUCGACGCAAGUUCGAAGCACGUGUUCAAAAAUGUUGGGAAUUCGAUACAAAUUCUGCCACAAAAUACAGGCGCAACGAUUCUCAAUGUUCCUUCGACAAAAAAGAUGAGUGUGGAUUCAAGUGUUCAUUCCCCGGUUCUGACGACUUCGGUCGCAAAUACUAGUCCGAAAAAGAAUCUCAAUACAAGACCGAAUCUUGUCGAUCUGAUGAAAAGGAGCAUUCCUUCAAUGGUGGCCAAUUCCGUGCAAGCGAAAACUGUUCCAAAAGUGCAAAUUCUGUCUGGAAAUUCAAAGACAAAUCAGCAAACGACGACGGGGAAAAAUAAGUCGACAGUUCAGCCGCCGAUGAAUUCUUUUCCUGUUGCUAAACCACCGGCGAAAGUUCAUUGCCUGAAUGUUCCACAAAUUUUGGGGAAGAAUUCGAAUGCUAAACAAAAUUUAGUGAAUCGUGGCGUUCAAGAAACUUUAGUGAAUCGUGGUGUUCAACAAACUUUAGUGAAUCAUGUUGGUCAAGGAAAUUUAAUGAAUCAUGUUGGUCAAGGAAAUUUAAUGAAUCCUGUUGGUCAAGGAACUUUAAUGAAUCCUGUUGGUCAACAAAUUUUAGUGAAUCGACAACCUUUAUUAAAUUUCCCCCCUAGUAAACAAAUCAAUCAACAACCUCUGUUAAAUUAUCCUAACAUGCAAAUAAAUCCUCUAAAUCCACAAACCGUUGACCAACAACUAGAAAAUCAACAAAUGAACCAACAACUAAAAAAUCAACAAAUGAACCAGCAGCUAAGCAAUCAACAAAUUAACCAACAACUAAAAAAUCAACAAAUGAACCAACUGCUAAAAAAUCAACAGACCCUUAACCAACAACUAAAAAAUCAACAAACCCUAAACCAACAACUAAAAAAUCAACAAACCGUUAACCAACUAAAAACCCAACAGACCAUUAAUCCCAUAAAUUUGCCCAUUAAUCAACAACAAAAUAAUCCUUCUAAUCAAAAACCUUUAACUAAUUUCAGACCGUCGAAUCAGCUAUCGAAAAAAAAUCUCCAACUAACAUCGCAAAGUCAUCUUUUCAACACCUCAAUCAUGACAAAAUUGCACAAGGCAAACUAUUUGUUCUUCACGAGAAAUGAAAUCUACGAAAUGUCUCCGGAGAAGAAACGAAAAAUUAUCCUCAGUUCUCAACUUUCGUUCUUCGUCAAAUAUUCGAGUGAAUAUUUCAUCUACUGUGUUGUUUGCGAGAAAAGUACGCCGUACAAUUUGCAAAAUGUCUACGAACACUGGUGCUCGUCGCAGCACAAUGAAUACUUGACAAAACUCGAGGAGGACGACAAACAAUUCACGAAUUAUCCAAAUCAAUUCAGUUGUCUUGCAUUGUCAAAGGAAUUUAUGGUCGACAAUCAAAGUUCAGAUUUGAAAAUGUUCACAUGCUGUGCUUGCGAUGAAAUUGUGCCGGAUCAGGAUUUAAUAUUGCAACAGCAUUUUCGUGACGAGAAACACGUGAAGAAUGUGCAGAGAUUUCGAAGACAUUCGCAGGAGAUUUGUAAGGAUAUUUUCCCAUUGGUCGAGAGUAAUUGGUAUAGUAUUGAGAAAUAUUCGUGUUGGCCGUGUAAGAAAUUGUUGUCGAAUGAAUUACCAUUUGCUGAGCACUUGGAGAGUAAGAAGCAUUUGAGUGUGAUGCAGGCGAUGAGUGAUGAGGAGAGGGAUAAUUGCUAUUUUGAUUCUUGUGCGGUUUGUGGAUUUCUUUGGUUUGGCGAUGGUGAGGAGUAUACGAAGCAUUGUCGACAGGACAGUAUUCAUAAGGAUUUGACGAGAAAUAUUGAGGACAGGAUUGAUUAUAUGCCGGAGGAAGCGAGUCAUUUGUUUGCUUCUUUAGGGAAUGUUAUUUCAGAAUUGAUGAAAGAGGUGGAGAAAGUGCGUUAUGAUCUGGGGAAGGAGAGCGAAUUGAUCAGGAGUCUUGAGGUUGCUGUGAGGAGAAAAUUUCCAGAAGCUAAAGCCUAUCCUUUCGGUUCGAGAGUUACUGGUCUGGGAUUCACGGAGAGUGAUAUUGACAUUUUUCUCGAUUGUGGUGGUUUCUACAAUGGAAAUUUCGAGCAACAUAUUGAUUUAAUCGAUAAAAUUCAUCACUGUUUGAAACUCGAUUCACAAGCAUGGAGCGUGGAAAGAAUAAUCGAGACGAGUCGAACGCCAAUAAUAAAAGUCUACCACAGUCAUUCGCAGUUGAAAUGCGAUGUUUCUUUUUCAAACGGAUUAAGCGUUGAAAAUACCAAGUUAUUAAAAUGUUACCUCACUGCUUAUCCUCAGUGCAAGGAAAUGAUUCUUUUUAUCAAAAAGUGGCUAGUACUUUGCCAAAUAUCAGGAUCGCGCCAUAUAACCAAUUAUGCAAUGUCCUGGUUUGUGAUUUUUUACCUGCAAACAAGAGAGCUUUUACCUAGUGUUGCUUCUUUGAUGAAGGGCAAUCCACAUCCAAAAUCCAUUUUCGGCUGGCCAGUAGGUUCCAGGGAAUUCACAGUUCCAACAGCAUCUCUAUCACUGUCGACGAAGGAACUCCUAAAAGGAUUUUUCUCUUUUUACGCUGAUUUCGAUUAUAGACUUAACGUUGCAUGUCCACUUUUAGGUGAAAUAAUAACGAAAAAAGCAUUUUUAGAAUUAAACACAUUACCUCAUGAAAUGAAACCGUACGUUGAAGUUAUAAGCAACGAAAGUGAUCCGGAAUUUUUCCGCAUCGAUUCACCAAUGUGUAUACAAGAUCCAUAUGAUCUUUCACAUAAUUUGACGAAAGGCGUAAAGAAAGUUAUUGUAAAUAGGUUUCGAAAAUUGUGCGCCAAAAGUUGCCGGCUUCUUUCAUCUUAAGAUUUUAAUCUAUUUUUAAGUGUGAAUAUAAAAUAUAUUUCUUUAACUUUUCUAAUAACGAGAAAUUAAAAUUAAAAUUUUAUUUUUUAUUUAAACUUCAUUGUUUUAAAAAAAAGUUAUUUGUCAUAUUGUACGAUAUUAUGGAAGAUAAUAAAAUACGCUUAGUUUGUUAUAAUAA